Messenger RNA from Protobothrops mucrosquamatus (brown spotted pit viper), 3609 nucleotides. Its product is annotated as vomeronasal type-2 receptor 26-like. Bases 1 to 3609 code for a protein of 1202 amino acids. Gene Ontology annotation, biological process: G protein-coupled receptor signaling pathway. The transcript has 12 exons. Gene Ontology annotation, cellular component: membrane. The record is from RefSeq and is a predicted model, not a curated record. Lineage: Eukaryota; Metazoa; Chordata; Lepidosauria; Squamata; Viperidae. Gene Ontology annotation, molecular function: G protein-coupled receptor activity.
AUGCAGAAUAAGCUUGCUGUGAUUGGUGGACUGGAUUCUCUUACUUUUCUUGAUAUGGCAAUUGUUUUGGAUACCAAUACGAUUCCUCAGCUCUCGUAUAGCCCCAUUCCAGUGAUGAAGGAUAAAACUCCAGGUCUUCCCUUCUACCAAAUGGUUCUUAAGGAAGACCUUCAAUAUGAAGGGAUUCUGUCUCUACUUUUACACUACAAAUGGAUAUGGAUUGGAGUGGUGGUUAUGGAUACUGACAAUGGAGAAAGAUUUGUACAAACAGUGAUGCCCAUGUUUUUUCAAAAGGGCAUUUGUUUUGCAUUCAUACAAAAAAUCCCUGUUAUAACUUUUAUUACUAAUAUAUCAGAAAUAUUUCAUAAAGGGAAGAAGAUUUAUGAUAUAGUAACACAUAGUACACUUGUGGAUGAAAUGGAGGAACCUCCUUGCACUGGAGAUGAACAACUGGAGAACCUCUCUUACACCUAUUUUGAAAUGAGCAUGUCUAGCCAUAGCUACAGUGUCCACAAUGCUGUUUUUGCUAUAUCCCAUGCUUUACAUGCUAUGCAUAUAACUGGAUUCAAACACAGGACAAAGAUAGAGGGUCAACUGAUGCUACAUAAUCAACCAUUUUGGCAGCUCCAUCCAUUUUUGAGACAGGUCACAUUUAAUAAUAGUAUUGGGGACAAGAUCACCUUUGACCAAGAUGGAAAGUUAAUGGAUGGGUUUGAUAUAAUCAAUUUUAUUCUUUCUGAAAACCAGUCAAAAGUGAAAAUUGGAAAGAUAAACCCUCAGUCUCCUGCACAUCAAACAUUCAUAAUUGAGGAAGAUGCCAUAAAAUGGAACAGCUGGUUUAACCAGACUGCUCCUGUUUCCCUAUAUACAACUAGAUGUAAUCCAGGUUCCAGAAAGCAAGUAAUGGAAGGGAAGCUAUUUUGCUGCUACUCUUGCAUCUCAUGUCCAGAAGGGAAGAUUGCAGAAAAGGAAGCUUGCCAUGCUUAUGUACUCAGAUAUUAUGUCUGUGAUCCACAACCUCCAGUUCAUAAGUAUUAUAAGCUUGGAGAUCUCAUCAUUGGUGCUGUUGUUUCUCUGACUUUUAUUGUUUCUGAUCCCCUGACUUUUGAUGUAGAACCUCCACCAGUGGUAUACCAAGAUCUUAGCAUCCUGACUAAGCAUUAUCAGCAUAUCCUGGCUUUGGCAUUUGCAGUAAAGGAAAUAAAUGAAAAUUUCCAGUUGCUACCUAAUUUUUCCUUGGGUUUCCACAUCUAUGACAGCUAUUUCAAUGCAAAGAGAACAUAUCGUGCCACAAUACAGCUAAUGUCAGAUAGAUUCAUUCCCAAUUAUAAAUGUGGUAUCCAAAAUAACUUAAUAGUAGUCAUUGGAGGACUUGAUGCCGAAACUUCCUUUCAUAUAGCAAAUAUUUUGGAUAUCUAUAAAAUUCCACAGGUUAUGGGUUUAAAUCCUAGCUUCCUCUUGCUGUCCAUGACUUUCUGUGAGCCAUUUUUGGCAGAGAAGAUCAUUUAUGGAUCAGCUCCAGAGAUGAAUGAUAAAACUCCAGGCCUGUCUUUCUACCAAAUGGCCCCUAAAGAUGAUCUUCAGCAUGUUGGAAUCCUCUCUCUGCUUCUCUAUUUCUCAUGGACAUGGAUUGGGAUCCUUGCUAUGGACGAUGACAGAGGAGAAAGAUUUGUGCAUGCUGUUAUUCCAGCAUUUUCUAAUCAAGGCAUCUGCUUUGCCUUCAUAGAAAUGUUCCCUAGAAUAAAUUACUCUGCAGAACAUGAAAACAUGUUAAUUCAAGAAGCAAAAAUUUACGAAGUUGUCAUGGCCAGCAAAGCCAAUAUAGUGGUGUACUAUGGAGUAUCUUAUUCUGUUUUGUUUUUGAUAUGGUUUCCCUACAUUUCUGAAUUUGGAGUACAAAAAUCAUAUAUAAAUCAAUUAAAAGGUAAAGUAUGGGUAAUGACUACUCAGAUGGAGCUCAGUGUUUUGAACUAUCAAAGGACCUGGAGUUUAAAAUUAUUACAUGGUGCUCUGUCCUUUACAAUUCACACCAAAGAACUUCAUGGGUUUCAAGAUUUCAUUCAAAGUCAGAAGCCAUUUAGUAACAAAGAGGAUGGCUUUCUGCUGGACUUCUGGCAACAUGUCUUUAACUGUGCAUUUCCAAAUAGAAUUCAGGAUAAAGUUGUAGGACUCAUUUGCACAGGCAAGGAGAACCUGCAGAAUGUUCCUGGCCCUUUUUUUGAAAUUAAUACGAUUGGCCAUAGCUACAGUAUAUAUAAUGCUGUCUAUAGUGUGGCCUAUGCCUUGCAUGCCAUGACUGCAUCAAGGCUCAGACAAAAAGCAAGAAGAAUUGAAUUUUCCUUUUCAAUCCAGCUUCAUCACUUUCUCAGAAGUGUCUCAUUCAACAACAGUGCUGGAGAUGAUAUCUCCUUUGAUGAGAAUAGGAGGUUAUUAGUUGGAAUGGACCUUAUCAACUGGAUUACUUCCUCAAAUCUAUCCUUUCGUAGAAAGAAAAUUGGCAAAAUGGCUCGAGAAACUACUGUAGGAGAAACAUUGACCAUCAGUAAAGAUGCCAUAGUAUGGCACAGCUGGUUUAACCAAGUCCAGCCAACCUCAAUAUGUACUGAACAUUGCCAAUCUGGUACUAGCAAGAAAGUAAAGGAAGGGAAGCCAUUCUGUUGCUAUGAGUGCAUUCCAUGUCCAGAUGGAAAGAUUUCAGACAAGGAAGAUAUAAGAGAUUGCUAUAUCUGCAGAAAUGAAUUCUAUCCAAAUAAAAACAAAAAUUUAUGUCUGCCCAGAUAUGUAAGUUUCUUAUCUUAUGAAGAACCUCUUGGGAUUGGUUUUUCUUUCUUUGCUCUUUUCUUUUCUUUGAUUACAGCUCUGGUGCUGGGAAUAUUUCUAAAGCAUCACAACAGCCCAAUUGUUGUAGCCAAUAAUCGAAACCUCACUUACACACUUCUGGUGUCCCUCCUGCACUGCUUCUUUUGUGUGUACUUGUUCAUUGGCCGUCCUAAGCAGGUGACCUGUCUUAUCCGACAAACUGCUUUUGGCAUCAUCUUCUCAGUUGUAGUUUCUUGUGUGCUGGCAAAGACUAUCACAGUAGUUUUGGCAUUCUUAGCCACCCAUCCUGGAUCCAAGAUGAGGAGGUGGGUGGGGACAAGACUGACCAAUUCGGUCCUUUUUUUCUGCUCUCUGAUUCAGGCAAGCAUUUGCAUUUCAUGGAUGUGGACCUCUCCACCUUUUGUAGAAGUUGAUACGCAUUCCGUGAAUGAAGAAAUCAUACUGCGGUGCAAUGAGGGGUCAAUGGUCAUGUUUUAUUGUGUCCUGGGAUACCUGGGCUUUCUGGCUAUUAUCAGCUUUUCUGUGGCUUUUCUUGCCAGGAAGUUACCUGACACUUUCAAUGAAGCCAAAUUCAUCACAUUCAGUAUGUUGGUAUUUUGCAGCGUGUGGUUGUCUUUUGUUCCAACCUAUCUGAGCACCAAAGGAAAAUACAUGGUUGCUGUGGAAAUCUUCUCCAUCUUUGCUUCUAGUGCUGGUUUGUUGGGAUUUAUUUUUUUCCCCAAAAGUUAUAUUAUUCUCUUGAGGCCAGAGCUGAACAAGAGAGAACAAUUGAUAAGAAGGAAGUGCUGA